Messenger RNA from Verruconis gallopava, 3069 nucleotides. RefSeq lists its product as uncharacterized. Gene Ontology annotation, biological process: protein-containing complex assembly; mitochondrial protein processing. The coding region runs from base 113 to 2884 and encodes 923 amino acids. NCBI's taxonomy places the organism in Eukaryota, Fungi, Ascomycota, Dothideomycetes, Venturiales, Sympoventuriaceae. The transcript is spliced from 2 exons. The record is from RefSeq and is a predicted model, not a curated record. Gene Ontology annotation, molecular function: metalloendopeptidase activity; ATP-dependent peptidase activity; ATP binding. Gene Ontology annotation, cellular component: membrane; m-AAA complex.
AUCCUCCCAAUCUGUCAUCAUCUAUCUCUCAUCUCCUGUCAUGAUUGUCACAAUCUCCUAGCACUCUCUAUAGUUCAAACACCAGGGAGCUGAGCGGGGACCCGAGAAGACGAUGAGGCCGUUCAUGCGCCAAGCGGGCAACGCCGCUCGUUUGUCCCGGAGCAUCGCGCGACCAACUUCGGCGCACCGAAUUCUGUGCCAUCCGCAACGAAGCGCAGCAUUCCCACGUCCAUUGUUCGCCAAGCAAUCAUCGCGAGGAUACUCUACCCAGCAGAAACCGGAGGAAAAUAAUAAGAAAGAGCGAAAAGAUGAGGGCGUUUCCAAGGAAGCUGAAGAGCUUAAAAAGAAACCAGACGGUGAAGAAGCAAAGGAUGAUGGCCAGAUCAAUGCCACGGGGCAACCAGAAGGACAGAAGGAGUCAAAGUCACCGCUCGAAGGAUACCAAAGACUCACGGCCCAGGAGCAGAAGGCGCUGGAUGAGCUCUUGUCCACUCUCAAGAGAAGUCUACCGGAGGGCCAGGCUAAGGAUAUUGAACGCGCAUUUGCAAUGAUUAAACGGGACGGUAUUCCCAAUGAACUGCGUGAGAUAUUGAAUGGUCUGAAGAGUGGAAAAUCUCUCGAUUUGGCCAGCGCCGCUAAGCUCGUGAGGAUGACCACAAAGCUUGCCCGGAAAGCCGCCGACGAGGUCGUCUAUAGUGAGACCAAGUCUCAGACACCACGCCAAAAGUCAGGGGCUCACGAUCCGGGUCCACAAGCUCAGCGCCCUGGAAAGAAGGAGGGCAAAAAGGAUGGCCAAGACCAAGACGACUGGUCCAAAUACGAGAUCAAAUUUGACAUGAACACCUUUUUGCUCUCAACCUUCCUUGCUUACCUUACUUACCGGCUCAUCAUUCCCUCGGAGAAUUCCCGCGAAAUAACGUGGCAGGAGUUCCGUACCACAUUUCUUGACAAAGGUCUUGUUGAGAAAGUGGUUGUUCUGAAUAGCAAUCGGGCAAAGGUAUUUUUGCACCGUGAAGCAGUUGCGUCGAUGUACCCUGAGUCUCCUGCCGUUCACGCCAAUUUCUUCUACUAUUUCACCAUUGGAUCAGUGGAGGCAUUUGAGCGAAAGAUGGAGGAGGCACAACGAGAAUUGGGCAUUCCGUCAUCGGAGAGGAUACCAGUCGCUUACCAGGACGAUGUUCCUUGGCUUGCAACAAUUUUGUCAUUCGGACCAACGUUGCUCUUCAUUGGUGCUAUCUUCUGGCUCUCUCGACGGGCUGCAUCGGGCGCGGGUGGACAAUCGGGUAUUUUUGGUAUGGGACGAAGCAGGGCUAAACGGUUUAACCAUGAAACAGAUGUCAAGGUCAAAUUCAGUGAUGUAGCGGGCAUGGACGAGGCCAAGCAGGAAAUUAUGGAAUUUGUUUCCUUCCUUAAGGAGCCAGGAGUGUAUCAGAAGCUUGGAGCAAAGAUUCCCCGCGGUGCCAUCUUGUCUGGACCUCCAGGAACGGGUAAAACACUUCUGGCAAAAGCUACUGCGGGAGAAUCAGGUGUGCCAUUCUUCUCCGUGUCUGGUUCUGAAUUUGUUGAAAUGUUCGUCGGAGUUGGUCCAUCGCGUGUUCGAGAUUUGUUCGCGACAGCUCGGAAAAACACACCUUGCAUCAUAUUCAUUGAUGAAAUCGAUGCCAUCGGUCGAUCGCGAGGAAAACAGAAUUUCGGGGGUGGGAACGACGAGCGAGAGUCGACGUUGAAUCAAAUUUUGACGGAGAUGGACGGCUUCAAUACUUCAGAACAGGUCGUCGUCAUAGCCGGUACCAACAGGCCCGAUGUACUGGAUAGCGCACUCAUGAGACCUGGACGAUUCGAUAGGCACAUCGUUAUUGACAAGCCAACAACGGAAGGGCGACAGCAGAUCUUUGCGGUGCAUCUCAAGAAAAUUGUAACUAAGGAGGAUAUUGAAUAUCUUAAAGGCCGUUUGGCAGCACUGACACCUGGCUUCUCUGGCGCAGACAUUGCCAAUUGCGUGAAUGAGGCUGCUCUCAUAGCCGCUCGCAAUAAAGCUGAAUCCGUUGAGAUGAAGCACUUUGAGCAAGCAAUUGAGCGUGUCAUUGGCGGCCUCGAGAAGAAGUCUUUGGUCCUUUCGCCGGAAGAGAAGAGAACUGUCGCGUAUCACGAAGCAGGCCAUGCUAUAUGUGGGUGGUAUUUCAAGUACGCCGAUCCUCUUCUUAAGGUGUCGAUCAUUCCACGUGGUCAAGGUGCACUUGGUUAUGCUCAGUACCUGCCGUCUGGAGACACGUAUUUGAUGAACGUACACCAACUUAUGGACCGGAUGGCGAUGACUUUAGGCGGUCGCGUUAGUGAAGAGUUGCAUUUUGACACCGUGACUUCAGGUGCGUCUGAUGAUUUUAAGAAGGUAACACAGCUUGCCAGCGCGAUGGUGACGCGCUUUGGUAUGUCCAAAAAAAUCGGUUACCUCUCCUUUGAAGACGAUACGCAGCAGCAAUUGCACAAACCAUUUUCAGAGGAAACCGCAAAAAACAUCGACGCGGAGGUUCGACGAAUCGUUGAUGAGGCCUACAAGCAAUGCAAGGACUUGUUGACGGAGAAGAAGAAGGAGGUAGGACUUGUAGCGGAGGAACUGCUUGCCAAGGAAGUCCUCUCUAGGGAUGACAUGGUGCGCCUGCUUGGUCCAAGACCAUUCGCUGACAGAGACGAAUUCUUGAAAUACUUUGAUGGACCGAAGCGUGGUGAUGCGCCACCAAACGAGAGCAUGCCAUCCCCACCAGGUCUACCAGAUAAUCUUCAAAAUCCCUCUGGCUCACCGCCUGAGGCACCGAGCCCCAAUCCAGCGCCGACAGUGAUGAAGCGGUUGGAGGCGCAAUAUGCUGAGAGGAGGCACUGGGUAUAAUCGAGGCGUCUGGUUUACCAAACAAGCAUCACUACAAAAAUAUGUUAAAGAAACUCUACUCUGCCCGGAGUGCAAGGCAUAUCCCUUUGUAUAUAAAUGUUAGCAUGGAAUGGAGAAUGUAAAUAGAUAUCAUUUUAUGCUAGAGCAAAUCAUGUAUUAUCUACAUAAGAUGCCACGGCUCACGA